AUGUGCACUAUCUUCGAUGAUUUGUCUGAUCUGUCAAUAAUUGAAAUAUUUUCUUAUCUAUCUUGCGUAGAUGUUUUAUGGUCAUUUAGUAAUCUCAGUACUCGUCUAACAACAUUAUUAAUUGAACAAAAUUUUUAUCAUCAUGUUAAUUUAUCAUCUACUCGAUAUUUUCAAUUUCAAACAUUUUUAUCUUUACUUCAAUUAAAUGAAAUACAAUCACUUGUUAUUGACUGUUAUGCAUCAUCUCUUCAGUUGAGAAUUUGGCCUUAUUUACCAAAUUUGAGAACAUUAACAGUGAAAGGUGUACGAGAUUUUGUUGAUAUUUUUAAUUUUGCACAACGACAUGCUAAUACAUUAACAAAUCUUGUAGUUAAAUCAAGUGACUAUUUUCAAACAAGUGGUAUAACCAAAGAAUUGAGUUAUCCAUCAUGGAAUGUAAUGGAAUUUGUCACUGAAAUUUUUAAUCAUCUGCCUGCUCUUCGGUCACUUGAUCUGGGAAUGGAACCAUCUUUUUUCUUACAUCGUUGGCCUUUUCAAACAAUACAGACGCCAUUAAUCAAUUUGACUAUUACACUUGUUGGAACACGUGACUUGUUGCUUAUUAUGUCAACUAAACCGUUAGCACAUACAUUACAACAAUUACACAUCACAAUGAGUGAUAUAUCUGAUAAUUUAAAUCAUAGACCACAUAAUAUAAAUCUUUUACCUCGAAUGGAAAGAUUACACACAUUUACUUUUGUCAAAUCAUACGAUUGGCAUCGUGCUGAAGAAUGGACAUUUCUUGAUAGUUUGACUUUCUCUAGUAUUAUGCCUAUUUUACGACGAAUCAAUUUCUCUAUUGUUAUUGAUGCUGAUGAUCUUAUACGAAUGAAUCGUUCGGCACUCUUCACAGAUAUUCGUCAUAUUGAUGUUCAUUAUGCUUUCAUGAUUAACGAUGAUCGAUCACAUAUAGAACUUCGUAAAUAUUUACCAUUCAAUAAUCAAUCUUAUUCUCGCCCAAUAGCCAGUGCAACAUUUAUUUCUGGAUGUUGGCCCGAUAAUCAACCAUUUAGAACUCCAGGCCAAUCUUAUUCGAAUAAACUCAAAAGUCGCCAACAUCUAUUCUAUACCUUACCAUGGAUUUUUAAUGAAUUUUUUCCAUUAUGUGUUCCAGAUAGAUGUAUUAGUGAAAUAGAAGUGUUUACAUCGUCUUCUCCAAUUAAUAAAUUACAUUCUUCUCGUCUUAUUAAAUUGAAUAUGUCAGACAAUCUUCCAUCAUCUACUACUUUCUUCUCUCAAAUUAUGUCUCCAAAUAAAAUAGUCGAACUUCAUUUAUUACGAUGUAAUAGACAAGUUUCUGCGAAUUUACCGAAUCUUACUAAUCUUAUUCUUACUGACAGUCUCGAUUCAUUGAAUACUUGUUUAUUUUCAAGAAAUAUUCGAUCUAUUCAAAUUACUCUUCAUCAUCAAUCUUUUCGUUAUACACCUGUUGAUUGGAUUGCAUUAUCUACACUCUCAAAUUUACCAUUGUUGAGUUCCUUACGGAUACUUUUGUAUGCUAUGUAUAUUUCUCCAGACGAUACAAGUUGUGAGCACAUUGCAAAAACAGCAAUAAUGGUCUCUGACUUUUCUUUUUGCUUUCGACGUCGUUAUUAUCAAGGUGCUUAUGAUAUUAAUUUAGUAUAUACAAAACAUUCUUUAUUCAUUGAACAACUACGAAAUCGCAUUGUUGCUUUAUCACUAAAUAAAGAACCAUAUGUUGUUGUUGACGAAGAUGGUUGUGGACUUGUUAUAUGGUUUUGA
Messenger RNA from Rotaria sp. Silwood2, 1782 nucleotides. NCBI's taxonomy places the organism in Eukaryota, Metazoa, Rotifera, Eurotatoria, Philodinida, Philodinidae. The record is from the annotation of a GenBank genome assembly.